Gigantopelta aegis is the source of this 4200-nucleotide messenger RNA. RefSeq lists its product as uncharacterized. The transcript has 26 exons. The record is from RefSeq and is a predicted model, not a curated record. Bases 1 to 4200 code for a protein of 1399 amino acids. NCBI's taxonomy places the organism in Eukaryota, Metazoa, Mollusca, Gastropoda, Neomphalida, Peltospiridae.
AUGGGUUUGAGUCUGUGUCACGGUCUGGGUCUGGGUCAUGUUCUGGGUCUGGUUCAUUUUCUAGGUCUGGGUCUGGGUCAUGGUCUGGGUCACAGUCUGGGUCUGGGUCACGGUCUGGGUCACGGUCUGGGUCUGGUCUGGAUCUGGAUCUGGAUCUGGGUCAUGGUCUUAGUCUAUGCCAUUAUUCCUACUGAUGUGCCAUUUGCUGUUGCCGAUGACUGUCUGAUUGAGAAAGCUGCCUUCUGUCUGAAGCGACAGUUCAUCUCCACAAUUUUCCGCUCUUCAAUAACCCUGGACGACAAAGAGGACCUCUGCAGUAAGCGUGAAGCCACGAAGCACUGCGUGGACCAGGCGACCGCCAAGUGUCCCGACAAGACCAAGAGCUACAUGAAGACUCUGCUCUCUCUGUCACAGACUCUUGUUGAGGAGAGCGGCGUGUGUGAAGACCCGGCCAUGUGCAUCGCAGAGGAAACGUACGGUUGUCUUAACAACCUCGGGGUGGCCAUUUCCACCUACGAAGUGGACAAAAAAUUGCCAAAUCUCUGCAGAACCUACUUGAAAAUGGAGAAGUGUUUUGCCCAGUUCAGCCCUAAAUGCACCGGUGCCAAGAAGGCACGACUCGACAAAAUGAGAGUGACGUUGAUCGGCUUGAUGGAGCCGGGAAUCUGCGACAACUUUGUCGACACCGAGGUGCCGCUAUGUCCGGAUAUCCCCGAGGAGGAACGCAAGUGUGAUCUGUUCGAGGCUUUCGCCUGUCUACUGGAGUUCAACACAGAUCUGCUGAGUGCGCCAUCUGUCAUCUUCCUGGACAAAUGCAUACAACUGCAGAAGGUGUUGAGAUGUGUCCAGGCAAACGUUGCCGCGUGUAAAGAAAAGGAAGCGUACACCGUGAUCGACAGCCUGUCCAAGAUGAAGAAGCGGGCGGGGCUUGUCGGCUGCAAAUGGCUGCAGACAGAGAUGUGUGCCAAGACGGAGAUGUGUCCAGUGGUGGACGCCACGUGUAUAUCAGACUUCCAAGACAGUCUGGUCAACGAGCCAGAGACAGACAUUUGUAGUCUGAUACGAAUAGCCAAGAAGUGCAUCUCGGACAAUACGGUCACCUGCCUGGACUAUUACAAAGACAGAGCCACGCACCUUCUCGAUCUGGCCAUCAACAAACUUGGUAUGCCUGUCCGGUGCGACGAUGUCAAUUUCGACCCCUGUCUGGAGUCUUUCAAAGCGCACGUGACGAAUCUGCUCUCAAAGUAUGCCACACAUGAUACCGUAAGCAAGGCUUUGAUUUGUACGCAGAUCGUCACCAAGUGGUCGUGCAUUAGUUCCAAGAUAAAUGGAAUGCAGUUUGCUGGAAGUUAUUCCACCAUCAUCAGCAGUAUCUUGACGAAGGUGAACGAUGUUGUUAUUCAUAUGUGUCUACCUGAUACAUCUGACCCAGCCUGCGGUCUCAGCAAAGACAUCGACAGUGUACUGCACUUUGUCACCUGGCUAACAUCGGCAAAGAACAUUGAGAAAAGUGAAUUUUGCAGCAUUUUGCCAAUUGUCUACAACCAACUGGCAAGCAGCACGUGCACGGUAGUACAACCGAUACACAACGAACUGACGGCCGUUUAUCAACAGGUCUGCAAGGUAGAGAUAGUGUGUGCCGACUUGAAGUCUGCAGCGGAACUCUGUAUUACACAGUUAUCGGCUCUGAGUGAAGGCCAGUGCAGCAAAAUGCCGAAGUGUGAGACUGCAUUGGCCGAGGUGUACGGUCACUGUGAUGCUGCAUCUGAUGGUGAUCCCAUUCUAGUAUCGUACAAGGCUGCUGUGGCACCUUUGUCUUCUAAGUGUCAGCGAUUCCCACAGUUCAAGCUGUUGAAUUCCCAGCAACAGCCGGUCUAUCUUGCAGAAGGCAGACUAUCGACAACCUUGUCACUUGAACUGAUUGAAGCACCAGCAGCUGGGAACAUCCCGAGUGAAGUGGAUUUUAAAACUACUAUCCAUGUCCGGACAGAAGUUGUGAACAAUCCUCUAACUGUUCCAAAAUGUGCCGAUGACACAGAGAUUUCCCAAGUUGUGGUGGUGUCUCAAUGCAAGACUGUCUUGGAACCCCCUGUCACGGGUGACUGGACUCCACGGUUGGUUGACGUAUCUCUUCACGCUCGGGUGGAUGGCAAACAAGAUGGCCGCCAGGAGGUCACGGUCAAAAUAUUGGCAGAUAAGUUCAUCGAGAGAGAAGGCAAAAUGGCUUUGGCUGGAACACAGCUCAUUGCUUCUUAUGAGGUUGUGGUUAUGGAUCGUGAUGUGAAGAAUGCAUUGUGCUCAUCAAUCAACGAUCCUCACAUAAAGACGUUUGAUGGCGUUACGUUCCACAACAUGAAGGAAGGAACAUUCAACUUAUACACAAACAAGGAAUCCAACAUCGCAGUUCACGUCACCUAUCAGCAGUGUGCCGAGGCUGGAACGUGCAACUGCCGUGUCCUGAUUCGUGCCGACAAUGAUGUGGUUGACCUGAACCGGUGUAAGACAGCGGCGAACGUGAACAGCCACAGACCCGUGCUGCUGGACGUGAAAAUCCACAGGAAGGAUGUCUUCACAGCGGGGAUCAAGAUCUACAACUCUGCAGACAUGAGGACGUUCCACAUUGUAUUUUGGACGGGAACUAUUGUGAAAGUGAAAGCUGGAGCCAGGUACCUCAAUGCUUGGAUAAUGCCAUCGGUGAACGAUAUAAGAGCCACAAAAGGUUUGUGCGGGAUGUUUGACGGGAAUGUGUACAAUGACUUCUACCUGCCCAACGGAGAUCGUUACACCAUCAAGAUGAGCGACAGACCUGAUGGCGCUCUUACACCAGAUGACUUCUCGGAGGCUUGGCGUAUCAUGAAGAACUCGGUAGAGGAUAUGAGUAAUGGAGUCCAGUUUGCCGGUGCAGAUCACAAUCUCCCAGAAGUCUGUGACUGUGGUGAUGGCUGCAGUGCCAUGACGAUGGUUGCCACGUGUGGACUUGUUAAAGCUGGAUCCACUGACAUAACCAGUGAGCUAGUUGUGAAGAGUCUGGUAAACGAACCAAUCGGUGCGAGGCGGCGCAGAAGAGCAGUUCCGUCGACUGCUAAUGACCCACUUGUGGAUGAAACCAAAGUACCACAGAAAGCUGGCUGGCCGACGAAGGACGGGUUCACUAUAGAGAGUGCCAGAGCAUUGUGUGAGUUGUACGUGGGCAACUCCACCAUAUCGCAGAAGUGUGGACAGGCGAUGGAAGUGACCGGGACAGUCCAAGACUUGACCAAGUCCAUAGAGUACUGCAUGGAGGACAUCAGGGUUGCAGGAGGACCGAUGUUUCUCGAGGAGACGCUGGACGAUCUAAUGGAGGAAUGCAUCACCAACAUCGACCAGGACCCAACGUUCCAGACCAACCAGCAAGCCAAGAUGGUCGCCAAGGAAGUGAAAGAUCUCUCGUGCAAUCCAGUCGACUGCAGCGGGAAUGGGCAGUGUGUAGAAGGAUCGUGUGUGUGUACUGCUGACUAUGUUGGUGCGGAUUGCUCUAUCCUACGAGCCGACCUCCAGCCCCCGACCAUCACAAGUCUGGAGAACGACGGAGUGUGUGAGUUCCGUGAUUCUCUCAACUGCUCGGACAUCUUCAUUAAUGGCCAGAACUUCGUGCAAUCGGAACUUCUCAUGUGUCACAUUCAAAUAGUGGAGGUUGGUCAAACGAGCUAUGAAGAAAUAGAUCAACAAAUGGUUCUCACUCAGGCGACAGUGCUCACCGAAACUCAGAUCAGGUGCUCAAUAACCCACGUUGGAAAGAUCAAGCACGCCGUCAUGAUCUCCGUUAGCAACGACGCCAGAUCACCUAGCAACAGGAAGCUGUUCAUUGCCUUCGAUCCAGUGUGUCACGAUUGUGAUGCAGUAUCUGCGACCUGCACAAAAAUGAGCAAUAUUUGCGAGAUUGGCACCAACUGUUACGCUGCUGGUCACUCAUCAACAACAGAUCGCUGUCUCUUCUGUCAACCAGACGAAAACAAGAAUGAUUGGACGUACAGCCAGAGUUCUGACUGUGAGGUUAGACGACAGAGGACCGGCAUGGAUGGCAUUGGUUCCACAGUGAUAGUGAUCAUAGGAGUGGUCACAUCACUCAUCACACUGGUCAUCCUAGCCAUCAUCAUCAAGAUCCUCGUAAACAUAAGUUCCAAAGUUGCACUAAAUAAAACAAAAAUGUUGCUGUUAUAA